CUGCAGCUAGCAACGCUCCGUACGAAAAACGUCAAAAGCUUCUCCAGUGAGAGCGAGAGCGAGGGACGAGCUAUACAGACAGAACUAGGGAGACGCGAUUGUAAUUUCUUUAGCCAGGAAGUUCGGGGAUGGGGUGAUGAUUAACAAUACUAUGUAGCAGUUUAACGGAUAGUUAUUAGCGAACAGCUAUGCUGAUCAGACCAGGAUAAGCAAGACCAUAUGGUCAGCUUCACUUUAGCACAGUCAAGCAUUCACACAGACGCACACCGUGCACGCUUUUUUUUAGUGUAUCUGGAUUGAAAUCCGUUCUUUUUUCUUUUCUUAAACAUCCUAUUUCCCAUUUCUAACCAGACCUCCUGGAUACUCCAACACAAGAUGUUUUGUGAUGUUUGAAUGAUGGCGGAGGGACAGGCGAUCUUACCUGGAACAGGACCGUUGCUUAUACUGGCGACAGAUUCAGCGUCCGAACUGACUGGGUACACUGAGCACUCAGAGCCGCAUCACCCUUCCACUACCCGGGCUUUCCUGGAGGUUACGGCGGCGGCGGCGAUCGGGAAGUGUGCCGGAGGAGCGGAGCCCCUGGUCUCCAACGGAAGGUGUAAGGAGGAUGGGAGCCCCCAUUCCGGGAGCAGUAGCAGCAGCAGCUGGGACAAUUCUGCGGACAGGAAUCCGGCUAACCCUCGAAGCAGCAUCAUGAAGUGUACAUGCGAGAUGAGGGUUAGUGCACCGAGUGAUGGACGGGAGGAAGUCUGGGGACAGAACUGGGGCAGCUGGUGGAGUGCGCUGGAGGAAAUGCCUCAAGCUACAUCUUCACAGGGGCUUCCUCUCAUUCAAGUGGACGGGUCCCGUCAGAGGCAGGUUCGGAAGAAGACGGUCUCCUUCAGCUCCAUGCCCAGUGACCGCAAGAUCAACAGCACAGCGGCCUGCAUGUCCUUCAUGGUAGAGGGCUGUGAGAUGAAGAAAGUGCGCUCCAACUCCCGGAUGUACAACCGCUACUUCAUCCUGGACUCGGACAUGAGGUACCUGCGGUGGGAGCCCUCCAAAAAGGACUCUGAGAAAGCCAAGCUGGAGAUCAAAACCAUCAAAGAGGUGCGGCUUGGCAAGAAGACCCCCGUGCUCCGCAGCAACGGCCUCUUGGAUCAGUUUCCUGACGAGUGCGCCUUCUCAAUCAUAUACGGUGAGAAUUACGAAUCCCUGGACUUGGUAGCAAGCUCGGCGGAUAUCGUGAACACUUGGGUGAUGGGUCUGAGGUAUCUAGUCUCCUACGGGAGGCAUGCUGUUGACGUCAUUGAGGCCAACCCAACGAGCCUGAGGACCUCCUGGAUCUCUUCCGUGUUUGAGGUCGCUGACUUCAAGAAAGAAGGACAGAUUGUCUUGUCCAGGGCUGUCCAGAUCAUUAAAGGGCUGAACCCAGGAAUGAAGGCUUCCAGGAUUGAGCUGAAGUUUAAGGAGCUGCAGAAAUCCAAGGGUAGGAACGGAGAGGACAUCACAAAUGAAAUCUUCACCGAGGCCUACUGUGAGCUGUGCACCAGGCCAGAAAUCUUCUUUCUCCUCGUGCAGUUCUCCAGCAACAAGGAGUAUCUGGACUGUAAAGAUCUGAUGCUCUUCGCGGAGGUGGAGCAAGGCAUGGAAGGGGUGACGGAGGAGAUGUGCGCGGAGAUCGUCAACAAGUAUGAGCCAUCCAGGGAAGGCAAGGAAAGGGGCUACCUCUCCAUUGACGGCUUCACCCACUACCUCCUCUCUUCGGAGUGCCACAUCUUCGAUCCCCAGCAGAAGAGGGUCUGCCAGGACAUGACCCAGCCAUUGUCUCACUACUACAUUAACUCAUCCCACAAUGCCAGCAUCUUGGAGGACCAUUUCUGGGGUUCCUCGGAUAUAAGCGGCUACGUCCGGGCCUUGAAAAUGGGAUGCCGGAGCUUAGAGCUUGUGGUGUGGGAUGGGCCCGAUAACGAGCCUAUAAUAUACGUCGGACACUCUGUGUCAUCGCAGGUUGCCUUCUGCAAGGUUAUUGACGUGAUCAAUCAGUAUGCGUUUGACGCGUCCGAGUACCCAUUGAUUCUUUGCUUGGUGACGCACUGCUCAGUCCGGCAACAGAAGGUCAUGGCUCAACACAUGAAGAAGAUUCUCGGGGAUAAACUCUACCUAGAUCCGCCUGACACGGAAGAGAAUUAUUUGCCCUCGCCCGAGAAACUCAAGAGAAAAAUCCUCCUUAAAGGUAAGAAGUUCCCCCCAAACUACCCUGAUUCAGAAGGAGAUGUCACUGACGAAGAUGAAGGGGUGGAGGUGUCUAAAAGGUUGGGAGAAGAGUAUAAGGACCAGAUGAACGGAAGGCUAAGGCUCUGCAAAGAGCUUUCUGACGUGGUCUCCUUGUGCAAGUCAGUCCAGUUUAAAGAUUUUGAGGUGUGCAAGAGAUACCAGAAAUACUGGGAGAUAUGUUCGUACAAUGAGGUGGACGCUAAUAGGUUCGCCAACGAAUACCCGGAAGACUUUGUCAGCUACAAUAAGAAGUUCCUCUCAAGGGUGUACCCAAGUCUGAUGAGAAUUGAUGCCAGUAACAUAAACCCCCAGGACUUUUGGAAAUGCGGCUGCCAGAUGGUCGCCAUGAACUACCAGACCCACGGACUGAUGAUGGAUCUCAACAUUGGCUGGUUCCGCCAAAACGGGAACUGUGGCUAUGUGCUUCGACCAGCUAUCAUGAGGGAGGAGGUAUCCUACUUUAGUGCCAAUGCAAAGGACUCCCUGCCCGGGGUCUCAGCUCAGCUGCUCCACAUAAAAAUCAUUAGCGGUCAAAACCUACCCAAACCUAAAGGCUCCGGUGCCAAAGGAGAUGUAGUAGAACCGUACAUCUACGUUGAGAUUCACGGAAUCCCAGCCGACUGCACGGAGCAAAGGACUAAAACCGCCACUCAGAAUGGAGACAAUCCGAUUUUUGACGAGACUUUUGAGUUUCAGAUCAACCUGCCGGAACUGGCCGCUUUGCGCUUUGUAGUCCUGGAUGAUGACUACAUAGGGGACGAGUUUAUUGCACAGUAUACCAUCCCCUUUGAAUGCCUCCAGCCUGGGUACAGGCAUGUGCCUCUCCAGUCUUUGACCGGAGAGUUCCUGGCGAACACCACCUUGUUUGUACACAUAGCUAUUACCAAUCGGAGAGGAGGGGGAAAAGCGCACAAGUGGGGUCUGUCGGUUCGGAAAGGAAGAAAAGCACGGGAGUAUACGUCUACUAGAACUACGGGGAUCAAGGUCAUCGAUGAGGUCUUUAGGGCAGCCACGCAGCCACUUCGAGAAGCUACUGAUCUCAGGGAAAAUGUCCAGAAUGCAAUGGUCUCCUUCAAGGAGCUGUGUGGCCUGACCCCUGCUGCCAACAUGAAGCAGUGCAUUCUGACUGUGUCGACCUGGCUGCUGAACAGUGACAACACCAUGCUGGUGACUCUGAACCUGAGUGAGCACUACCCAGCCAUGGAGGCACAGGGACCAAUCCCUGAGCUUUUUCGCAAGGUGCUCACCGCCUAUGAUACGAUGAUUCAGACCAGCCGGACUCUGAUUGAAUCUGCGGACGCUGUCUAUGCCAAGAUAAUGCAGACUCAGAGGACUGGUAGCACAUGGCAACAUAGAAACAGAGAAGAAACAGUGGGAGACGUCCCAGCCCUUUGGUGGUUAGAAAUAACCGUAGCUGCUGUGAAAAGGAUGGAUUUCUACGAAGACUUGCACAGGAUAGGAGCUAAGGAGGGUCUGAAGGGAAGAAAGAUGCAGAAAGCCAUGGAGAGCUUUGCCUGGAGCAUCACAGUAUUAAAGGGCCAAGCGGACCUGCUGAAACACGCCAAGAACGAGGCCCUGGACACCUUGCGGCAGAUCCACUAUGCAGCGCAGUCCUGUGGCCUGAGCAAGAACGGCUCUGCCUCCCCUGACCUGCUCCGCACGCGGCCGGGGCUGGAGCCCAUUCCUGAGACUGAGAACGGGAGCGACACCGGCUCCUGCUGACCCCGGCACAAGGGAGGAUGCAGGGAGAGACUGGAGAGGGCGGCUCCUUUGACAACUAUGAACGAGCCACCUUGAAACAAACAUGCAAUCCCACAAUCCAUCUCCAGAACUGUUCCAUUGCACUUUGUGGAUGGUUGAUAGCCAGUGGCAACCAAUGUGGAGCCUGUGACUGGUCACUAGAGGGGCAUUCGGCAAGUCGACCCUUGCUAGCACAGUAGGGCUAGCCCCAGACCAAGCUCUUGUGAUCCUCCUGAACUUUUCAACAGGGACCCCUGUUCCACAGCUUUCUCAUUCUUAAGGUGCUGAAGCAAGUGGUGCAAUGGACAGUUUUACAAGCAGAGGAAAACCUUUAAAUGAACAGGUUUUUAAAACUCAAAGGACUCUUAAUUGCUGAUUUAACCUUGUUUCGUCAAACUCUUGUGCAUUGAGUGUGGGCUUGUGUGAAGAAGAUAAAAAAAAAACCAAACCUAACUUUUAUUCUGUUAAUGGCUACUGUGAAUCUUGUACGACUAACAAACUGCAGCAGGACUAUUAAAAAUCUGUUGUAACUGUAAUUCUCCUUUUAUUUUUGUAUUUCUUUAUAAUUCGCUGUUCUGACAUCACAGCAUAAUUCACUGUUCUGAUGAUGCACCUGCUCUUGUGGUUUAUGAUGGCACAGAACCCCUCAAUGGAUUUUAUUAUGUUUCAUUUCAUUGCAACCCAUUUUUUAUUUUAUAUUGUAACCGGGGGCAACUGUUUACUGCCAAACCACAUUGCCUACUGUACAGUAUUUGCAUAAUCAUCUAUUCCAGCACAUCUCAAACUUCGCUGCAAUGCGACCCCCUUCUAGCAGUAAAAAUGACUACGCGACACCACUGCCCUGUGUUAUUGCAGUAUAGUGUGUAU
Messenger RNA from Acipenser ruthenus (sterlet), 4863 nucleotides. Its product is annotated as inactive phospholipase C-like protein 2. NCBI's taxonomy places the organism in Eukaryota, Metazoa, Chordata, Actinopteri, Acipenseriformes, Acipenseridae. Gene Ontology annotation, biological process: lipid metabolic process; intracellular signal transduction. Gene Ontology annotation, molecular function: phosphatidylinositol-4,5-bisphosphate phospholipase C activity. Bases 394 to 3978 code for a protein of 1194 amino acids. The transcript has 8 exons. The record is from RefSeq and is a predicted model, not a curated record.